Urocitellus parryii (Arctic ground squirrel) is the source of this 2577-nucleotide messenger RNA. RefSeq names its product potassium channel tetramerization domain containing 2 (gene Kctd2). Gene Ontology annotation, cellular component: cytoplasm; Cul3-RING ubiquitin ligase complex. Gene Ontology annotation, biological process: protein homooligomerization; proteasome-mediated ubiquitin-dependent protein catabolic process. The record is from RefSeq and is a predicted model, not a curated record. Gene Ontology annotation, molecular function: cullin family protein binding. NCBI's taxonomy places the organism in Eukaryota, Metazoa, Chordata, Mammalia, Rodentia, Sciuridae.
GCCGCCAGGGUCCCCCGCUAGUUAGGGGCACUCCCGUCCCUCUCCCCCUGCCCCACCCCCGCCGAUGGGCCGGCCCAGCUCUCCCUGCCGAGAAAUGGGCCGGUCCGGUGGCGCGCGGGCAGCGGCGGCGGCGGUGGCGGCCCAAGAUGGCGGAGCUGCAGCUGGACCCGGCGAUGGCAGGGCUGGGAGGGGGUGGCGGGAGCGGGGCGGGCGACGGCGGCGGCCCGGGCCGUGGGCCCCCCAGUCCUCGCCCGGCUGGCCCCACGCCCCGCGGACACGCCCGCCUGCCCGCUGCCGUCGCGCAGCCGCUGGACCCAGGUCCUGGACCGCCCGAGCGGGCUGGGGGCGGCGGCGCGGCCCGCUGGGUCCGGCUGAACGUGGGCGGCACCUACUUCGUGACCACCAGGCAGACUCUAGGCCGGGAGCCCAAGUCUUUCCUCUGCCGCCUCUGCUGCCAGGAGGACCCGGAGCUGGACUCGGACAAGGAUGAAACAGGAGCCUAUCUGAUUGACAGAGACCCCACUUACUUUGGUCCUAUCCUAAACUACCUCCGCCAUGGGAAACUCAUCAUUACCAAGGAGUUGGCAGAAGAAGGUGUGCUGGAGGAAGCAGAGUUUUACAACAUUGCCUCUCUCGUGCGGCUGGUUAAGGAAAGGAUACGAGACAACGAGAACAGAACUUCACAAGGCCCCGUGAAGCAUGUGUACAGGGUCCUGCAGUGCCAAGAGGAAGAGCUCACACAGAUGGUCUCCACCAUGUCUGAUGGCUGGAAAUUUGAACAGCUGAUCAGCAUUGGAUCUUCCUAUAACUAUGGAAAUGAGGACCAGGCAGAAUUCCUCUGUGUUGUYUCCAGAGAACUAAAUAAUUCUACCAAUGGCAUCGUCAUAGAGCCAAGUGAAAAGGCGAAGAUUCUUCAGGAGAGAGGAUCUCGAAUGUAAGCUGAGAAUCCAAAAUUUCAGAAUCCGGAAAGGCAAGAGGGCAAUUCAGCAAAAUAGCUCCAUGCAGUUAAGUCUACACCUGUAUGAUAACUGAGCUACUGCAAAGCAAAGCUGAGCCUGCCCCAGUGAAGAAGUGUCCUGGUUAAAACCAAAGGAACCCCACCCACCCUUGGGACUCCAGACAGACGCACCUCUGGCUGCAGAUCCCCUUUUCAGAACCUGCUUUUGUUCUUAUAGCCAGUGUUGUGACAGAUCUUUACAACAGCAGCAUGCUGGGUCUCCAAAUGGAGCCUUUGGGGAUCUGGGGGAAGGAAGAAGGAGGAAGGCCUAGCUCCUUGGAAACAGCCUAGCCAUCAGGGAAGCUGGAGCAGACAAAGGAGGACUGUCCCAAGCUGUGCCCUGGUCUCACCUGCGUGUGCCACUCUUUCCCCCUGCUGGGCACCCUCCAAGAUUUGUAGCAGAUGCAGAGGGUUCUAGCUUCAGUGUGUGAAAUUGAGGUUCUGACACAGGAUGGAAUCACCAGAGGACCCACAUUCUCGUGAGCAAAGCCUCUCAGGCAGGAGACGCUGGGGUGUCCUCUGCCUUGGGAGGGUGGCGGUUCCUGCUUUCCCACAAGUGGCUUUGUCUGAUUAGUCUCCAGCARCUGGGCUCAGUGUGACCAGCCUCUCAGGAAGAGGUUUGAGGCAGGUGGCAUCCUGCACCAAGUCAGGGGAGUGCCAGUGGUUGGUAUGGCUGCUUCUGCAGCCUCCUCUUAGACCCAUUGACCCCAUCUUCCCUGGCUUUUUAAUCUGGACCAAAGAUAAAGGACUUUGAGGAUCCUUUGAUGGCUUGGGGUGGGGAAGACUAUCUGUUUUGAAGUUGCCAAAUGUGUCAUGUCGUACCUAAAAGUGUUGCUUCUGUGAUUUGUGUCUUGAAAAUGCCCUGACCAAACGUGCGAUAUUUUGUCUCUCCUUGGUGUCGUCUAACCUUGGCAAACCUGCCCCACAGCACUGUAGUGACUCCACACCAACCCCAGCAGUGUGUGCACUUUGGUGGGCAGUCUGCAGACUUCCUGUGUCUCUGUCCCCACCACUGCUCCUUCCUGGGGACUGCCACAUUGGUGAGAAUAGAGUACUUUUCUGACCAGCAUGCCACAGAGGCCUCUUUAGGCUGUGACCACAGAACUUGUAAUUGCAACUUGUAAUUCAAGUGUCCRUGAGUAGUCGGGGAGGCAGAGGGGCUGGGGAAGCCUUUAUUUUCCCUAGACAGCUUUCAGCAGGCACAUGGUUGAAGAGGAGGGUGUACCAUUGAGGUUCUCUCUGCUCCACAGUUCAGCUCCUUGCCAGGGGCUCAAGGUUAGUGAUUUCUGGAGGGACUAGACUCUAGUCCAGUGCCUAUUGACCUUGUGGCCUGACCAUGCCCAGAUGGUUUAGCUUUUUUCAGGAGUCUCACUUUUUCCUUCUCUGUAGAAUAGUGUAGAAAUGUGCGUACAGGGCUCCUUCUGCACCUGCGUCAACACAGUGUAAAUGUACAUGUUGGCGCCUCAGAAGUCUGUCUGUGCUUGGUGUUCUCAUAGCUGUAAUGUGUUAGGUGAACUUCCUACAGGAGGAGUAGACACCCCUUCUUCCAAAGGGCCACAGGCACCCACCCUAUCACACCU